Meleagris gallopavo (turkey) is the source of this 1967-nucleotide messenger RNA. It is a transcript of the gene PEX2, whose product is annotated as peroxisomal biogenesis factor 2. Gene Ontology annotation, cellular component: peroxisomal membrane; Cdc73/Paf1 complex. Gene Ontology annotation, biological process: very long-chain fatty acid metabolic process; protein import into peroxisome matrix; fatty acid beta-oxidation. The record is from RefSeq and is a predicted model, not a curated record. Lineage: Eukaryota; Metazoa; Chordata; Aves; Galliformes; Phasianidae. Gene Ontology annotation, molecular function: zinc ion binding.
GAUGCUGAGAUUCAGAGGCAGCCAGUCUUGUGGUUACCCGUUUAUUUCCUGACCCCCAUGCUUUUCUUACAUAUACUGAACAGGUCUCACUGGAUGCUGUGCUCACCUGUUUGUGUACCAAAUGUGGAGAAAAACAAAUUGAAACAGAAAAUAUUUUUUUGAGAAGAAAUGGCAUCCAGCAUUGGAAAUGAAAAGAGUGUGAAUCCUGUGCUCAGAAUAAGUCAACUUGAUGCUCUUGAACUAAACAAAGCCCUGGAACAGCUAGUGUGGUCCCAGUUUACCAGCUGUUUUCAUGGAUUUAAACCAGGGGUGUUGGCUCAUAUUGAACCAGAAGUUAAAGCAUUUCUGUGGCUUUUACUGUGGAGAUUCACCAUCUAUUCUAAGAAUGCAACUGUGGGACAGGCUAUUUUGAAUAUUCAGUACAAGAAUAACUUAUCUCAGACAGAGAAAUACCAACCUCUGAGCAAACACCAGAAGUUAUGGUAUCUUAUUUUCACUGUUGGUGGAAGAUGGCUGGAGGAGAGAUGUUAUGAUUUCUUUAGCAAUCGCCAACUGCAGUCUGUCAGCAAAAUCAAGCAAUAUAUUAACUUUGGAGCUGGAAUUCUUAAAAUUUGUGGACUUGUAAAUUUUCUGAUUUUUCUUCAGAAAGGAACAUUUGCAACACUUACUGAACGCAUUCUAGGAAUUAAGUCAGUUUUUUGCAAGCCACAAAGUGUUCGCCAGGUAGGAUUUGAAUACAUGAACAGGGAGCUGUUGUGGCAUGGCUUUGCUGAAUUUCUCAUCUACUUGCUACCACUUAUUAAUGUACAGAAACUGAAACUCAAAAUUUGUUCUUGGUGUUUGCCUAUUGCCAAUCUUUCUAAUAGUGAAAAGACAUUAACAGCUCACUACAAGGUGUGUUCGCUGUGUGGGGAAUGGCCUACCAUGCCACAUACCAUAGGCUGUUCACAUGUUUUUUGUUACUAUUGUAUUAAAAGUAACUAUUUAUUUGAUAUGUAUUUUACCUGUCCUAAGUGUGGCUCAGAGGUACACAGUCUUCAGCCACUGAAAUAUAAAAUUGAAAUGACAGAAUUACAUGUCUAAUAAGGAGGUUGUUCUGUUCUUGUACUGUACAUGAAAUAUAUUAAAGAUGAAUAGAAAAAAAUCAGAAAUUACUGUAAACAGCUUGAAAGACAGCUUUGGAAAUUCUUUAAGUCUUUUCUGGUGUUAUUUUUUUACUGAGUAACAGUGCCAACUUGCAUAUCUGAAGAAAGGAAAACAAAGGAGUUCACACAUUCUUCUACUCUCUCAGACUACUUGAUCCCAUUUUUGGUACCCCUGUGUUGUCAGUACUCUUCUUAGAUCCACGGUCUGGCAAACUACCACUUCCUAAGUUUAUGCUAUAUUCUUCCCUCAAGGGUAGAUGAGAAGAUACUCAGUCCACUUUGUGGAUUUUCUCAGCGUUGUUGUAAAAGUUUCUGCUAUUGCCAAUGUACCUGUAUGGAUUUUGUGCAAAGGUCAUCCUAGUCACACCUAAAGAAUAGUUUUAAAUUUGAAUAUUUAAAAUUUGAAUUCACAGUGUAAUGCACCACUGAAAAAGAGCAAGGUAUAAGAUGAAGUUUUACAUCAAAUAAUAGCUUUCAUCGCAUUCAGUCACCAUGACAAGGCAUAGUUUUUUUUCUAACUUGUAGUUGCUUUCUUAUAAAUAGAUCAUUAGCUUCAAGUGAUCCAUUUGUCAACAGACAAAACAUUAACUUGUGCCCACAAGAGAUAAAACCAUCUCCUGAUCAAAGUGCUCCUUCUACAUCUUCAUGAGGUAACAGAACCCAUUUUCUCACCUAUGUGUAUGCCUUUGAUCUUCAGUGAUGCACAUAUGACCACACCCUGCUUUUCCUGUCAAGCUGAGGGAUCCAGUCCAUCACCUAUUGGAACGUGGAAGCUUCCUGUGGUAACCCACAUUAUACUUAAUCAGACACUGUAGGAAAAAA